AUGUCGUCCAGAGUGACUCGCUCGUCUGCGAGGCUUUCAUCAGGCUCCUCGUCCAGCAACCCGCCCAAUCCCUCCGCCCCGCUUCCGCCCGCGCGUGCUGGCUCGACAAGGAAGCGCAAGGCCCCUGCCCGCGAGAGCAGCCCCGAAGAACCCGAAGAGCAGCCCGAAGAGCCUACUGCUCGCGCCGGCCGUUCUAAGCGCACCAAAGUAGAGCAGCAGGACCCGCCUGCUCUCUCCGCUGCUCGCUCGAAGAAGGGCAAAGGCAAAUCGGCCAUGUCUACGCCGGGACAAGCCACCGACAGCCCAGAGGAGAAGGCACAACCCUCUUCAUCGAAACGCGGCAAGAGCGGUCGUGGGAGUGGAGCUCAAGGUGACAGCUCCCAGCAGCCUCCGAAGCUCCCCAAAGCUAAAUCCCGUACAGACGCCGCACCUUCAUCCUCAUCCCGAAGAGGAUCCCGCAAAUCGAAUACAAAAGAUGACGACGUAGCUAUGGAGGACGCACCCGGCACGGAUGAGACACCACAAGGAGGUACUGGCCCUGGCCGGCCCGACACCAGCGAUGGUAGCAACGCCGAUGGCCAGGAAGGGCGCUACGAUGACGAUGACGACGACGAUGAUGACGACCCGUUCGGCAGUAGCUUCCUUGGGCGUCAUCCAGGAGGUCUCUCUGCCUUGCGGCAUCUCACCGGCAUGGCCCAUUUGAUGAGUAGUACCAACAAUCGGCUCCGAGGCAUACUGGAACAGCUACAGUCACAAGACUCGACCAUUCAACUGAUCGCACUUCAGGAUCUUUCCGAAGUUCUGUUGAUUUCCACAGAGGAUAAUUUAGCCGGUCACUUCUCGCCCGAUGCCUACGUAAAAGAGCUGGUCAAAUUGCUGCAACCCAACGAGUUCACAGGCGAAGAGAACCCCGAUUUGAUGCUCCUUGCUUGUCGGUGUCUGGCAAACUUGAUGGAAGCACUCCCACAAGCCACCGCUAACGUCGUCUAUGGCGGCGUUGUACCAAUAUUAUGUUCAAAGUUGCUUGAGAUCCAAUUCAUCGACCUGGCGGAACAGUGUUUGAGUACGCUGGAGAAGAUAUCUGUCGAAUUUCCCGCGUCCAUCGUUCGCGAAGGUGGCCUCACUGCGUGCUUGACGUAUCUCGACUUCUUUGCUACAGGCACUCAGCGAACGGCCGUCACCACGGCCGCGAAUUGCUGCCGAAACAUCCCUGAGGACUCGUUCUCUACAGUUCGCGACGUCAUGCCCAUUCUUGGAAACAUUCUGAAGAACAACGACCAGAAGGUUGUAGAGCAAGGUUGCAUUUGCGUGUCUAGAAUUGUACAGAGCUUCAAGCAACAAGAUAGCAAGCUCGAAGAGCUCGUCAGCCCUGAGCUGCUGCGGGCGAUCCUUGGGCUUCUUCUGCCUGGGACAACCAAUCUCAUCGGACCAAACAUUCAUACCAUGUUUCUCCAGGUUCUCGCAUACACGGCAAAAGCGAGCCCGCGCCUCUCCGCCGAGCUGUUCAGAAUGAACGUGGUGGAUACGCUUUAUCAGAUAUUGACCGGUGUAUCUCCACCAGCUGGGACUGAAGAUGUUGCGACCAAGAUCGAUACUGUCGUUAUCAUGCAAGCUCUGAUUCACCGACCGAAGGAUCAAGUCUUCGAAACACUUAAUGUCAUCUGUGAGCUCUUACCUGCUGUGACGAGGGAAGACCUGACCUAUUUGGACGAUCUCUUCGAUGCCGGCUACCCUGGUGACAACGCACCCCCACUCUCCGCUUCCCGAACAUCUAACGCAGCUGGCGAUAAUCGCCUGGAGCUGCUUGAAGACUGCAAAGAGCAAGUCAAGCGUUUUGCUGUUAUCUUGCUUCCCACUUUGACGGACGUGUAUUCCAGCACGGUCAAUCUGAACGUCCGACAAAAAGUCUUGACAGCACAGUUAAAGAUGCUCUCCAAUCUCGACACUGAUAUACUUGAAGAGGCACUGCGUGCUGUUCCCUAUGCGUCAUAUCUUGCAUCCAUAUUCUCACAACAAGAUCAUCCAUCCUUGGUCACAUAUGCACUUCAGGCGGCUGAACUCCUGUUGAAGCGUCUCGAACCAAUCUACCGAUACCAGUUCUAUCGCGAGGGUGUCAUCUCCGAAAUUGCGAAACUCGCCAGCCGUUCAUGCAAGACUCUGGAAUUACGACCAAAGGACCCGAGGACCACUAUUGAAGUAGAAGCGGCUGUUGACUCCAACGCCAGCUCUAGUUCAACUGGCGAAGUGGACAUGGAUCAGGAUAUUGGCGAGGAGAUAGAUGUGGAGGUGCACUCGGAGGAUGAGGAGGCCGAGAAUGGAAACGAGGACGAAGAGCCGCACGACCACAGUGACAACCGAGACGAUGACGACUCAGAUUCGUCAUCUUCCUCCGAACGCUUCCACCCGCCUCCGAUGCCAAACGCCGAAGAUAUCAUCACGCUACGGGCAAAGAAAUUCAUCGAAGUUCACGAGAAUGACGAUGCCAAAGUCAUCCGGGAUAAGGCUACCGUCAUACUAGAAGACCUGAAAUCUCUUGCCAAGGAGAUUCGUCAAUGCGUUCUUGAAGACGGUUCAGGGAAUUGCAUUGAGCUGUUCACUCGUUUGGCCGCCUACUUUGAGGGCGAUGCACUUGAGAGUAUCACCAGCUACGAACUCAUGUCAUCGAACAUAGUGGAUGUUCUAUUAGACGUCUUCUCGACCACCAAGACUGCUAAACGCGUCGAGGCUCAUUCCUUGUUCCUCGAAGCGUUCAUGGGCACCAGCAGCAAGAAUAAGAUCAAAACUGCUAGCAGUGCCUCUCCUGCCACACCCUUCAGUGUCCUAGUUAGCAAACUCCAAGACUUGCUGAGUAGGGCUGAGCACUUUGAGGUCAUCACUGUUCAUCAGCACUCAUAUGAUAGCCGUGGCAGCGCUACUUCUAUGUUGGCCAAACAGUUGCGAUUGAAGCUCAUGGCCGACGAUGAAUCUGGUAUCCCGAAGACGUACCGCAACAUGAUGGUAUCAAUCCAUGCCAUCGCAACAUUCAAAGCACUGGACGACUACUUACGACCUCGCAUUGCCAUUGCUGAACGACCGCGUCCGCCGCGCACUCGUGACGCUGCCGCGUACGCGCAAGCGCUCGCCGACGGACGACUACCAGUUCCUCCGCCCCCGCAUACUCCAUCCGAGUCGACUAACCGCUCGUCGUCGCGGAAAUCCAAAGCGAAAUCAUCGGGGUCUACAGUACCUGCACAGGCCGGCCCAAGUUCAGCUUCCCAAGAGAAACCACGUCGGUCUAGUAGACGACAGCAGGCACAACCGCCGCCACCCCCGUCACCCCCGGCACUGCAAAAGCCUGUCUCUGACCGCGACCCUGUGGAAUGCGCCGACGAGGAACGCCUCUCCGACCCAGACUCUAUGGACGAAAACAGUGCCUUGAAUGCUAUUAUGGAUGGCCUCGAAGACGAUAUGGAUGAAGAGCAGCCGGACCCGUCUGCAGUCAGCGUUGAAGUUGCGCCUACAGGCAAGGUCACUGCUCGCAAAGAGGACGGAACUCGAGUAGCGACCCCCGUGCAAGGUCAGACACCGAACAGACCGCCUACGCAAGAGCGACUCUCAACGCCCUCACGGCUGUCCUCGCUUCUCCGUGGUGCCGCUGCCCACCACGGUCUUGGUGGUGUACUGUCGUAUGCAGCAGCAGUGCAAUCCACUCCACAAGAUUGGCACAUCGAAUUUAGCGUUGAUGACCAGCCGAUUUCGAAUGAUACGACGAUCUAUCGUGCCGUGCACUUUAACCAAGGCCAGCCGGGGGACGUGCCACACCGUACCGUGUGGAAUGCGAUACACACCAUCAAGUUCAAGCGUGUACCUGGCCCGCCUCCUACAGAAUCCAACACGAUUACCCCACCUCUCGACUCGAAGACCGGCACUUCAGGUAUCCCACAAUCGUUGAGCGAUCACCCGAUCACUACUGGCAUCUUGCGUCUGCUUAGUAUUCUACAUGGUCUCAACGCAAACAUGGAUGACCUAAUCUCAGACAAUCGAGCACAGCUCAAAGUCAACGCAGAGCCCUUGUCGCAGUUCGUCAACACGAAGCUGACUGCGAAGCUGAACCGUCAGCUGGAGGAACCUUUGGUAGUGGCGAGUAACUGCCUUCCGAGCUGGAGCGAGGACUUGGCACGCCUCUAUCCCUUCCUCUUUCCUUUCGAGACACGCCAUUUGUUUGUGCAAUCAACUUCGUUCGGAUACUCGCGAUCUAUGACGCGCUGGCAAAACGCCCAACCGACAUCCGACAGUAGGCAUGAUCGCCAUCGUGAUGAGCGACCCUUCCUUGGACGCUUGCAGCGACAAAAGGUCAGAAUCUCGCGUGCCCGCAUUCUCGAGUCGGCCAUGAAGGUGAUGCAUCUCUACGGUCACUCCCCGAGCGUCUUGGAGGUAGAGUACUUUGAAGAAGUCGGCACUGGACUUGGGCCUACCUUGGAAUUCUAUUCUUCCGUAUCAAAGGAAUUUUCGAAGAAGAAGCUCAAGCUUUGGCGGGAGAACGAGUCGAAUGGAGACGACGAAUACGCUUUCGGAAAGCGUGGUCUCUUCCCAGCACCGAUGAGUGCGGCACAAGCUGGUACUGAGAAUGGUGCCAAGAUUCUCGAGCUCUUUAGGACGUUGGGGAAGUUCGUCGCACGCUCAAUGUUGGACUCGCGAAUCAUCGAUGUGUCGUUCAACGCAACCUUCUUUCGCGUCGGGGACGGAGCCGCUGCCGUUGCGCCUUCUUUAGGGGCCGUCAAAUCUGUUGAUCACGACUUGGCCAGAUCACUCAAGCUGUUGAAGCAGUUUGCCGAUAAGAAGAAGCAGAUCGAGAGAGACGACAGCUUGACCGCCGCACAGCAAGCUUCAGCGAUCAAGGGCAUUGUCUUUCAAGACUGUCACGUGGAUGACCUUGGUCUAGACUUCACGCUUCCUGGAUACUCCAUCGAGCUUGUUCAAAAUGGUGCAGACCAACAAGUCACGAUUGAUAAUGUGGACAUGUACGUUGAGAAAGUACUUGAUCUGACACUAGGUUCUGGUGUUCAGCGCCAAGCGGACGCCUUCAGGGCAGGCUUCUCCGAAGUCUUCCCCUACUCCGCAUUGAAGGCUUUCACGCCAGAUGAGCUCGUUAUGCUCUUCGGGCGUGUUGAGGAGGAUUGGUCUCUUGAGACUCUAAUGGACUCCAUCAAAGCGGAUCACGGAUAUAAUCUUGACAGCAAGAGUGUUCGUAACCUUUUGCAAACCAUGAGCGAAUUCUCGGCUACUGAGCGUCGUGACUUCCUGCAAUUCAUCACUGGUAGUCCGAAACUCCCUAUCGGAGGUUUCAAGAGUCUCACUCCGAUGUUUACCGUUGUCUGCAAGCCGAGCGAGCCACCGCUUACAUCCGACGACUAUCUCCCGAGUGUUAUGACUUGCGUCAACUACCUCAAGAUGCCCGAUUACAGCAGUAUGGACGUUCUCCGUGAGAAGCUCAGUGUAGCAAUUCAGGAAGGGCAGGGCGCCUUCCAUCUUUCCUAA
Molecule: messenger RNA, 5517 nt
Organism: Didymosphaeria variabile
Lineage: Eukaryota; Fungi; Ascomycota; Dothideomycetes; Pleosporales; Didymosphaeriaceae
Gene: UFD4
Product: Ubiquitin fusion degradation protein 4
Exons: 4
Coding region: 1-5517 (1838 amino acids)
Biological process (GO): proteasome-mediated ubiquitin-dependent protein catabolic process; protein polyubiquitination
Cellular component (GO): nuclear speck
Molecular function (GO): ubiquitin protein ligase activity
Source: RefSeq, a predicted model, not a curated record